AUGUUUCAGAAUUAUGACUGAAUUAAAACUAUAGAAAUACAAAAUGUCUUCUUCAGAAAGCAAGAUUAUGUUUCCCUCAACACCCGCUGAUAAAUUUAUUAGUUCGGACACAAACUCAACCCCAUCCGGUAAACAGAGUUCAGACACAAGCUCUGUACCUACAGAUCUAACAGUUUCAAGCACAGAUAAUCAGAAGGAUGUUGGGAGGCCAACGACAUCACUUAAUGAGGCUGGGAGGUCAAAUAAGACUCUUCAAGAGGCUGGGCGGUCAGUCAGAUCCCUUCAAGAUGAAAUUAAGCUGCUAAAUGUCGAACUUAGAAAGCGAGAUGUUCUUCUGGAGGUGAAGAAAACUGAGUAUGAGGUAGAGUUAAGAAAAGCAUUGCAGCAAGCUAUAGAUGCUGAAAAUGCUAGAAAAGCUGGAGAAGAGACUUGUAAACUUAGGAUGAACCUGCAGAGUAAAGAGAUGAGUAAGAUACAGAACGCUAUCUCUGAACAGCUCAGGGAGGUCACCCUUAGACAACAGCAACUGGAAGAGGUUAAUAAGAAAUUGCGAGAAAAAGCGGACGUAGCGAAGCAGCGUCUUGAAAACUUCCAGUACGAUGGGACCCGUUACAGUAAUCUACGAGAAAUGAAGUCUGCGGAUAUGAGUAUAUUUGAAUUUGCUGAACUUAUUAUCUACCGACACCUAGAACCUGAGAAGGAAUUGAGAAGGGGGUUGGAAGAGAACUAUUCAAAACUACAGUCCAGAUUUAGUGCUGCUACCGUUGAUAUCUCCGAGCUGAAGAAGAGGUUGGUUGAUGAGGAGAAGGAGAUGGUUCAGCUACGGACCAGGAAUAUCGAGGUAGAGAGAAUCAAGGAGACGGUUAAACAGAUUGAUGCUCUCAACCUCUCUUUGGAUCAGAAGGUGAGGGAGGAGGAGUUACUGAAGAAGACGAUGUUGGAGAGGUUGGAGAGCAAGGAGAGGGAGCUCAACAUCUACAAGAACAAGCUGGAAAAUCUUAACAAGGAUUACGAGAACUUUGCCUCUGAGAACAUGAGUUUGAACCAUACAAUUACUAUAAUGAAACAAGAGUUUAAUAAUAUCAGGUUUAAGUUUGAUUCCAUGGAGCAGAAGUCUGAGCAAGGGUUUAACACUAUAUCAGCGGUUCAUAAACAACUUCAGGAGAAGACUGUCGAAUUGUUGAAGGAGUUGUCUACCAGCAUCUUCCAGGGGAACCUGGACCAACAGUACAGGGACCAGUACCUGACAACCAUAGGGCAGCUUGUUAAAGAACAGAUCAGAACCCAGCAGUACAUAACAAGUGUAUCUACAGAGAGAGAUAAUCUGCAGACUGAGGUCAACAGACUGACUGACCGGCUAAAUAAAAUGCAGAUAGAUUCUGCCGAAAAUAGAGAAUUAAGAAGUAAAGAAGAGAAGAGAAUUUUGGCUUUUGAGUCUGAAAUAUCAAAUCUAAAACAAGAGCUUGAGUUUGAGAAGUCCCGGCUGGCUGGAGUAGGUCCGGUGGAUGUAAAAAAUACAAAAGAGUACAAAAUGCUUCUUAAGGACUUAAAACUUCUUCUUUCCCACAGGGAUGAGAUACAGGAUAUGAGAGCCCUGGUAUUGAAACUGCAGGAGAAAGAUUCCUGACAUACGAAUAUACAAGUUUUGAUCUAAACCCCAAAUCAGUUGAAAAGCAUUCUUAACUCUUUUUAGAGUUGAAUUAAGACCAAGUCCGUCCGUCUGGUGCUGUCGCCUGUGUUAAGAAUUAUGUUUGAUAUUUAAGCUAAAAUAGGUUUGAAAUUAGACUUUGUUUACAGAUUUGAUUAUCCAAUUAACAAACUUUUAUAACGACUAGAUCGACAUUUUUCUGAUGGCAGCUCUUUCAGUACAAUAAUUUAUUAAUUGAUUGUAAAAUAUUUGUACUUAUGUUUAUUUAGAUUUUUGUGAUUUUAUACACAUUUUACUCUUUAUCAGCUAACUGAAACUUAAGCAUUCCAGAAACUUAAAAUAUUUAGUCAACAUAGUAGAUUUACUUACAAUUUUUUGGAUUAUUUAUUAAGUGGUACUAUGAAGCUAUAGCUUGAUAUUUGUUAUAUAUAUAAAAACAGUAUUAAAAAGUCCUUUUUCAUGUUGUGUUAUUUUGGUCGAAAGCUUCCCUUUAAAUUCAUGAUUCUGAAGAUUCCAUUUCGGGGGUCUUUAGAUUUUUGUUUAUGGUAUAUUAUAUAUUGUUUUUAUUGUAAAUUGUCGUUUUCAAGCAUGUAUUUUAGACCUAUACUAUUCCUAAACGUACCUCUAAACGGCGCUUUGACAUUUUUGCUAGAAACCAUUUAUUGUUCAUACUAAAUAAUACAGUUUACAUAAAGAAAACGUCAUUUAUGUCAUACGACAUUUUCUUAUUAUGUAAAACAUCACAUCACAGUAUUUAGGAUGAGGUUAAGCAUUCUGGGACAAAGCAGGCUACAAAAAAAUGGAGCGUUUAGCUAGGACAAGCUUGGAAGUUUAAAAAUAGCAAAAAAGUCUUAUGACAAAAAUUGCGCGUAGAAAAAUUAUGCUUACUGACUUUAACAAAAAUAUUGUAGCUCCCCUCUAAACGCAUAUUUGUAUUUGUAGUAGGAUAAUUUGUAAUAUUUUCAGA
Molecule: messenger RNA, 2615 nt
Organism: Eurytemora carolleeae
Lineage: Eukaryota; Metazoa; Arthropoda; Copepoda; Calanoida; Temoridae
Product: progesterone-induced-blocking factor 1
Exons: 17
Coding region: 44-1627 (527 amino acids)
Biological process (GO): cilium assembly
Cellular component (GO): centriolar satellite
Source: RefSeq, a predicted model, not a curated record